Messenger RNA from Vicia faba (fava bean), 783 nucleotides. Lineage: Eukaryota; Viridiplantae; Streptophyta; Magnoliopsida; Fabales; Fabaceae. The record is from the annotation of a GenBank genome assembly.
AUGGUAUAUAGCGCAAUGGGAAAUCCCUCUGGUUUCAGAAAGACAAUCACGCAUGUUGUUUUUGACAUGGACGGUCUCUUACUCGACACGGAGAAGUUCUAUACUGAAGUUAAGGAAAAUAUACUUUCUAGAUACAAUAAAACCUUUGAUUGGCCUCUUAAAGCAAAAAUGUUGGGAAUGAAAGCAAUUGAAGCUGCUAAGGUCUUUGUUGAAGAGACUGGAAUCAAUGAUUCACUUACUGCUGACCAAUUUCUUGUUGAAAGAGAAGAGAAGCUCAAGAGUUUGUUUCCAAAAAGUGAGCUUUUGCCAGGCGUUAGUCGUUUACUCAAUCAUCUUCAUGCAAAAGGAGUUCCUAUUGCUGUGGCAUCUAGUUCUCAUAGGCAUCAUUUUGAAUUGAAAACACAAAGACAUAGUGAAAUGUUUUCUUUGAUGCAUCACAUUGUUCUUGGUGAUGACCCUGAAGUUAAACAUGGAAAACCAUCACCCGAUGUAUUUCUUGUUGCAUCCAAGAGAUUUGAGGGUGGACCAGUAGACCCAAGUAACAUACUUGUUUUUGAAGAUGCACCAUCUGGUGUUCUCGCAGCUAAGAAUGCUGGGAUGUCUGUUGUUAUGGUUCCUGAUCAAAGGAUGGACAAAUCUUUUCAUGGCCCAGCAGACCAAGUUUUGGAUUCGCUAUUGGAUUUCAACCCUAGUGAGUGGGGUUUACAUCCAUUUGAAGAUAAUGAAGUUAAAUGUUUUGACGUCUUUCCUAAGGGUUAUAUGUCGAUCAAUAUCAAGAGUUGA